Molecule: messenger RNA, 1496 nt
Organism: Lottia gigantea (owl limpet)
Lineage: Eukaryota; Metazoa; Mollusca; Gastropoda; Lottiidae
Exons: 3
Coding region: 101-982 (293 amino acids)
Molecular function (GO): arylformamidase activity
Source: RefSeq, a predicted model, not a curated record
UUUCAUGUAAACACUCAUGAAAUGUUGGCUAUUUAUCAGGAAGAUAGUGCAAAGAUUUGUAUAUGUUCAGUAGUUGAUAUCUGAUAUCAAGAUCAUAGUGAUGAACAUAAAGAUGAGUAUAGUUGUUGGUAUGAUAAUGGUUUGUUUGAUGUUCAAGCAGUUGGUAUCAGGACGGAUGUUGGAUCUAACUUAUGUCUUAAAACCUGGUUCACCAGCUUAUCCUGGAAACAUACCAUUCAAAUUAACACCAUUGAGAAAGGAAAUGACCUCAGGAGGGUUUUGGGUAGAGUUUAACUGGUUUUCUACAAGCGAGCAUAAAGGAACUCAUAUAGAUGCUCCCAAACAUUUUAUAAAGCACGGAUUGACCUUGGAACAUAUACCCAUGGAGAGACUGGUCGGACCUGGUGUGGUAUUUAGAGCCAUUGAGGAAGCCAAGAACAAUUCCGAUUUCGAGAUCUCAAGAGAAUGGUUGGUGAAUUGGGAAUCUCGGUAUGGUCGAAUCCCAGAAAAGUCGAUAGUUUUCAUGCAUUUUGGGUGGGGACGUGAGGACAAUAAUAUGAAUUUGCUUUUCGGCUCUGAAAACACCGAGGACACAAGUACCUUUCAUUUCCCAGGAAUAGGAGGCGACGGUAUGGAAUUCUUGGUUAAGGAGAGAAAUAUAUUUUCAAUAGGAACGGAUGCAACUUCAAUUGAUAUCGGACAAACAAAAACAUACCUUGCUCACCGAAUGUCACUCGGCAACAACGUCACUGUUUUGGAAAACGUCGCUAAAUUGGACCAACUUCCGGUAACUGGUGCUCAUAUUGUGGUCGCGCCCAUUAAGCUUUUAGGAGGAUCAGGAGGGCAAGCACGCAUUAUAGCAUUUAUUGACGAGGAUCCACUGACAUCUACAAGAUGUUCCGCUUCUACCUUCUAUGUUUCAUUUUAUUGGGCUUUGUUCGGUCUAUUUUCAAUGGCUUUUGGAUUUCUUACCUUUGAUUAAAUGGAAGAAAUUUGCAGAAAUCGGUUGUCCUCCUUGCACAGAACAACAACUAUCGGCGAAUUAACCCAGUCGGUCUAUAUCACUCAUCACGGAAGCGACGUAACUCAUCGAAAUAUUUGAAUGAUGUCGAUAGGAUUUAUGAAAUUCAAGUUUUUUCACACCGUUCUGUAGUAAUAUUUUUAACUGUAACUUUUACAUAUUAUUUUAUCAGUGCUGUCUAUCUAUGGGGACAUUCUAACUUUCGGUUUAAAGAAAAAGUAAUGUUGCUUUCAUACGAAGUGGAUUAUUGACAUCCCUGACAUGUUGGAAGCAAUUGAAAACAAUACAAAAAAUAGGAAUUUUCAACAGUGUUUUAAUCAUCCGACAGCUUCCGACCACCCCGAUAGUCCUACAUCUCAUUUUGAGACUUGAUACUCGCGAAUUGAAAAAUACGAUUUCGUAGCAUUCGGAGACUAUCGAAGGAUUAAAGGCACCACAAACUUCAAUUUAAGUGAAAUAAAUAGAUUUAAUCGUU